AUGCUUGGUGGAGUUGUAGAAAAGCAUGUCGGUAGCGAAGCGCAGCUGUUUUUAAUCUUCGGCUUGAUCAUGGGGCUAGAUAUUGAAAUCGAGUUACUUGAAAUCCUGGACAAAUUCUACUAUUUCGCCUUUGAUGGCUCAGCGGAUCCGCGACGAAAUAAAUACAAACUGUUCCUCGAAUGCACGCUUAUUUUGACCUCGGUUAUUCCACAGGAAUUGCCAAUUGAGCUGUCACUGGCAGUGAACUCAUCUUUGAUCGCUCUGUCAAAACUAUUGGUAUAUUGUACAGAACCGUUCCGAAUCCCGUUUGCGGGGAAGGUGGACAUUUGCGCAUUUGACAAAACGGGUACAUUGACUGAGGACACGGUGGUGGUUGAAGGUGUCACAGGACUCAUUGAUCAGCCGGCGAAUAAACUUGUUCCUGUACAACGUUGUCCGUUGUCUACUGUUCAAGUUCUAGCCAGUUGUCAUUCACUGAUGCAUACUACUGGCGGAAUUAUUGGUGAUCCGAUGGAGAAAGCUAUGCUUGCGGCAAGUGGUUGGGUUUUGAAUGCGGAUAAUAACGUUUUUGGUCGUACCACACCCCGUAGUCCACCUCUGCGAAUUUGCCAACGUUUCCGAUUUAGCAGUGCCUUGCGACGUAUGUCUGUUGUGGUCAGUCAUCACCUUCCUUCUGGUGUCGAACAAACUUAUUUGGUUUGCACCAAGGGUUCACCGGAGGCCAUCUUACCCAUGCUUUUGGAUCCACCACCGGACUAUGAUGAGGCAUAUCUGACAAUGGCUAGGCGCGGGGCUCGUGUUUUGGCUUUGGCACAGAAAUCGUUGGGCACGCUAACCCAUCAACAGGUUCGUGAUUUGACCCGUGAAGAAGUGGAGAAAGAUUUGACAUUUUGUGGUUUCGUCCUGAUUUCGUGCCCGCUUAAACCCGAUUCGAAAGACGUGUUGCGUGAAUUGCGCGAAUCCAGUCAUCAUGUGGCCAUGAUAACUGGAGAUAAUCCGCUGACUGCUUGUCAUGUGAGCACGGUGCUGGAACUUGUACGACCAGACACACCGGUACUUGUUUUGACGCCUCCAAAUGCUUUGUGUGAGUCAAUAACAAACGGUAAUAGGCCCAGCUAA
Molecule: messenger RNA, 1119 nt
Organism: Echinostoma caproni
Lineage: Eukaryota; Metazoa; Platyhelminthes; Trematoda; Plagiorchiida; Echinostomatidae
Source: the annotation of a GenBank genome assembly